AAAGUCAUAUGAGCCAAUUCAGUGUGAUUUUGUUUUCGUUUUAUAGAGUCGAAUUCCGCCUUUUUUAUUUCUGUUUUUUUGAACAAUUUUUCCACAAAAAAGGGUAUCGAUACUCGAUAGAGAAUUUCGAGUAUUGAAAGGCCACGGCCUUUUUGUUCUCGGCUUCGUCUCCGUUCCCCGAUGGGAUAAAUGCUCCGAGGUAGAAAGGUAUCCCAUUGGCCGUAGUAAACCAAACUAAGGACCCGUUCGUUGAUAUUUUCAUAACUAUAGCAAGAUGGAUGACCUAGAAGUGGAAGUUUGCGGCGAGAACGGUGCUUAUUACAAGGCAUAUGUAACUGACGUUUUUGAUAAAGAAGUAUCUGUUGCAUUUGAAAAUGAAUGGCAAGCUGAAUCAAAAUUUGUUUUUGACCUGGUCCGUCUUGCGGCCCCCAAAGAUGUGCCUGCCAAGGCCUUCAAAGAGAAUGAGGAGGUUGAAGUUUUUUCUAGGUCAAAUGACCAUGAAUCCAGUGGUUGGUGGAGGGCUGUUAUCAAAAUGAUGAAAGGAGACUUCCUAGUAUUGGAAUACCUUGGCUGGGAAACCACAUACACGGAAAUUGUACCUUCAGACCGACUCAGGCAUAAAAAUCCAAACCCUCCAAUAACAAGUAAAACAUUUACAAAAUUUGAGAUAGAAGUACCUGAAGAACUCCGGGAAUAUGCUAAAAAAGAUGAUGUUCACAAAAGUUUUCAAGAUAUCAUAGACGCUGCAAUAUGCAGGUACAUACCUGAAAGAGGGGUACUGAGUUUCAUAUCAAGGCACGAAGAGUCAAAAAAGAGAGCCCAGAUGUUACAAGAGAUGCACUUUAGAAACCUUCAUCAAAAACUUCUUCUUUUAAAAAGGACAGAAGAAGCUCAAAAACAACUUGAGUCAACAAAAAUUCAGAAUACUGCAGGGUAUGUUUAUUCUGAUGAGUUUUCUGUGAAAGAAGAUCUGAUGGGUUUGGCAAUAGGUGCUCAUGGAGUUAAUAUUCAACAAGCGAGGAAAGUUCCCGGUAUAACAAAUAUUGAAUUAGAGGAAGGCUGUACAUUUAAAAUUCAUGGUGAAACAGAAGAGGCCGUUAAAAAAGCAAGAACGAUGCUAGAAUACAGUGAAGAGUCAAUGCAAGUUGAGAGAAGCUUAGUUGGUAAAGUUAUUGGGAAAAAUGGCCGGACAAUACAGGAAAUAGUAGAUAAAAGUGGAGUAAAGGUCAGAGUUAAGAUAGAAGGGGACAAUGAGCCUCAGCCAUCGCUUCCAAGGGAAGAGGGCCUGGUGCCUUUUAUGUUUGUCGGGACGCUAGAGAGCAUUACCAAUGCUAAGAUCUUACUAGAAUAUCAUCUCGCUCACUUAAAAGAAGUUGAUAAAUUAAGGCAAGACAAGGAAGCUAUAGAAAACCAAGUCAGAACCAUGCAAGGCUCUACUAUGGGUUCAAGCAUGGGAUUCCAAGCGCAACGACGAAACGAAAGGCUUUUUUUGACAAAUGAACAAACACGCAAACAAGAACGAACUGAAAAAAACGAACUGCCUGUUAAGUGUGAACAGUACUGCGCGCUGUCUGGUGUAGGACUGUUAAGAGACCGGGAGAGAGGAAAGCCCAUCAGGUUCUCAAAUAUAUCUGUUGAAUUCGAAAAACCACGUGUUGAACAAACUCGGUACAAGAAGGGUUAUAACUCAGAGAUGGAUGUGGGCAGUGGAAGAGGAGCCAGAGGUGGUCAGCCCAGGGGAAGGGGUAGAGGAAGAGGUGGUCCUGGAAGACAUGAUGGUGGCAGAUACUCAGGUUCAAGACACCAAACACCUGAUACAGAUGAAAGGGUAAAAGAUGUUAGUGGUAGAGGAGGCUAUGGUGGACGUGGCACGUAUCCAAGGCGAGGCGAUAGAGGUGAAAGGUCUGUUCCACCGUCAAGAGUCAACAAUACACAAAGGCAACCUAGGCAAGAUGAAGAUCCUCAUCAACCACAAGAAAACUUUGAGACUGGAGAUACAGCUAUGAACAACAUCCCUACACCACCAGUUGAAAAAAGUUCAAGUAAAGAGGGUGUGAACAACAUUGAAGCACCAAAAGGGCAAAGAAAGAAUCAAAAGGGACAGAAGAGGCUGGAGAAGAAGGAGCCCUUGUACAAUGGGACAACGGCUUAGCUCUUCGAACACACAACAGUUGAUCCGUCUAGUCACCUCCUGAUACGCCAUCUGUAGCCAAAAUCAUUAUUUGAAAAACAAAAAUACAUCAACAAUAAGAGAAUUAUCAUAUUCACUUCUCCCUCAUCCAUGGGCCUAUUUGCUAUUUCUCAAAAGAAAGGAAAAGGCUGCAGGAGUCGUAGUCCAGGGGCUAGGCCCACACCUCCAAAUGCGAUGAUGAUAAAAUAUAUUACCAACUAUUAUUUAUAUACAAAACAGAAUUUAAAAAAAUCUAUUUAAAGGUAUAUAAUUUGAUGGCAUUUUUUUAAAGCUGUCGGUUGUUUGAAUCAAACUGCUUUUUUCUAUCGAUUAUUUUUAACUGCCAUGAGGAAAUAGCUCGUUUAUCAACUUUUUCAUUAAUGUUCUUUUUUUGUAAUUAUGUUGCUUUUGAGCUAUACAUCUCAUACACUCUUUCCCUCCUCAUAUGAUGUCUUAGCACAACAUAAAGGGCAUCACUUUCAUUUUUGUUUUGUUAUUUUUAAAUUCGUACUUAUAAAAGAGUUUUUUUUUUUUUUUCAGAAUUAAUACCUGUGAUUUUGUUGUAAUUAUUAGUAUUAACAUUAAUAAAACUUUGGUAAAUUGGUUUUUGCUUUGCAAACUGUUUAUUAUAAAUUAAUAAAAAAGUAUAUAAAAACAACGUAAUAGUUAGUUGCCAAUAUUAACCUCCAAAAGCUUUUUCAGAAGAUAAUAAAUAGUAAGGGAUAUAAAAUAUAUGAAGAAGGAAAAUAAAUCAACAGCCCAUUUACUGAAUUACAUUACAGGAUUUUCAAAAGCGAUGUAAUAAAUAUUGUAUCUUCCAAAUGAUUUAAAUGUUUAAUAUUAAAAGUGUCUCUUAGCUUUUAACAUAUCAAUAAUGGUAUGUAAAUUAGUUUUCAUCACUUGCUUUAUAUUUUAUAGAUACAAAAAGAGAUAGUAAAAUGAGUCUCUUAGUUACAGACCUCUAAACAUGACAGAGCUUGAUUAUUCUAUUUUUCAAUGUUAUACUUAAAAAAUACCUCGCUCAUUUUCGUUAAUGUAAAUAGCAUUUCUUUUUACAUUGUUUGUAAGCUAUUAAAAAUAUUGUUUCAUUUCAAAAUUAGAAACUAGUGUGGCUAUAGUUUUGAUUUCUAAAAGAUUCGCACAGUCUAACUAUAAGUUGCGUUAAACAUAAUUAUUGCCACUUUUCUUGCUUUUUGUCUUCAUUUUUCUUGUAAAUUAACUCGGAUAUAACUAUUAUAAACUAUAAAUUGUGGAGUAAAUAAGGAAAAGAGGAAGCUUAAUUGCCUUGCAGAUUUUUUUUUACAGGGUGAAAUUUUUGAAUGAUCAAAUGUAAUCAUGAAAAGAGGCUUUUAUCCUUAUAGGAUAUUUUCCAUGUAUUUUACAAAUUAAAUACAAAUAAUUUGGAAAAGAGAUAUUGUUCAGAUCGUAUUUUUUGUGAGGGGUAUAUAUAUUAUUAUUUUUUCUUUUUAGUUUUAAUAUUUUAUAUUGAUGAUAAUGAUUAUUGUAACAAAGAUCUGAACUUGAUAGAAUAUCACAAGAUUGAUAUAUAAUUAUAAAUUAUUUAUACAUAAACAUAUGUAUAAAAAAACACCCAACCGAAGCCUGCGUAACACUAACUUGGACAAACGAUUAUCAGAAGUGUAUGUUGACAUUCAUAGCAGAUGACUGUUUUUAAAGGCGUUUUUUGUUUUAAAUAA
Messenger RNA from Cimex lectularius (bed bug), 3867 nucleotides. It is a transcript of the gene Fmr1, whose product is annotated as synaptic functional regulator FMR1. Gene Ontology annotation, molecular function: mRNA 3'-UTR binding; protein homodimerization activity; translation regulator activity. The record is from RefSeq and is a predicted model, not a curated record. NCBI's taxonomy places the organism in Eukaryota, Metazoa, Arthropoda, Insecta, Hemiptera, Cimicidae. The coding region runs from base 275 to 2152 and encodes 625 amino acids. Gene Ontology annotation, cellular component: postsynaptic density; neuronal cell body; nucleus. The transcript has 13 exons. Gene Ontology annotation, biological process: regulation of dendritic spine development; regulation of translation at postsynapse, modulating synaptic transmission; positive regulation of translation.